Molecule: messenger RNA, 1602 nt
Organism: Scomber scombrus (Atlantic mackerel)
Lineage: Eukaryota; Metazoa; Chordata; Actinopteri; Scombriformes; Scombridae
Gene: tmem59
Product: transmembrane protein 59
Exons: 8
Coding region: 41-1018 (325 amino acids)
Biological process (GO): positive regulation of autophagy
Cellular component (GO): lysosome; late endosome
Source: RefSeq, a predicted model, not a curated record
UCGAGCGUGUGGUUGUUUGUUUAGGUUUUUCGCAGACAAAAUGGGGACUGUUCAUUCCUUUGUCUGUAUUUUGGGACUGUUGGUCCUGCUCGGGUACUCUUCAGCAUCCUCCGAUGUAUUUGACACCGUUUUGGGGAACACGGCCUCUUGUCACAAGUCGUGUGAAAUGACAUACAGUUUGCACACGUAUCCGCGGGAGGAGGAACUGUACGCCUGUCAGAGAGGCUGUCGUCUCUUCUCCAUCUGCCAGUUUGUUCGUGACAGCGAUGAUCUAAAUCAAACCAAAUCUGAAUGUGAAUCAACCUGUCGCGAAGCCUACAAACAGUCAGAUGAGCAGUACGCCUGUAACCUGGGCUGCCAGAAUCAGCUCCCGUUCGCUGAACAACGGCACGAACAGUUGGAGGCCAUGAUGCCAAGGAUUCACAUGCUGUACCCCUUGACUCUGGUCAGAGGGUUUUGGGAUGAUAUGAUGAGUCAGGCACACAGCUUCAUCACCUCCUCAUGGACUUUCUACCUCCAGGCCGAUGAUGGCAAAGUUGUCAUAUUCCAGACUGAACCUCAAGUCAAAAUUUUCUCCCAGUUUGAAUUGGAAAAAGACGAUAAAGAGGAGCCACAAAAGAGUUUCCCCGGGUUGAGCAGCCCAGUUUACAGAGAAUACCAUCGCACUUUAAUCCAGGAGAGAGACAGAGAUAUGACCGGAGACCGCAGCUAUGGUGAUGAAUAUAACCUCUUCAGCUGUCUCUCAAGGAACCCGUGGCUACCAGGCUGGAUCCUAACCACAACUCUGAUCCUGUCUGUGUUGGUCCUGAUCUGGAUCUGUUGUGCCACAGUGGCAACUGCUGUAGAUCAGUAUGUACCUGCAGAGAAAUUAAGCAUCUACGGUGACAGGGAGUACAUGAAGGAACACAAACUGACUCCAUAUCCAGCAUCCUCCCUGCUUAUCAUCACCUCCAAAGGACCAGAGGAAGAAGCCGGGCCACUCCCCUCCAAAGUGAACCUUGGCCAGUCCGACAUCUAGAAGCCAAAGCGGUAGCAGAGAAGGGACGUCGUCCUUUAUGAAUGAUGAGCUGAUUUUUAUCCUCCGGCACAAGACUUGUGCUUCUUGUGGUCUAAGCAGGAAUAACUACUUGCAGAACAUUUUGUAUUACUGAUAUAAUGUCUCGUUUCCCUUUUUGAAGCUUUUAAAAGUGGAGUGAUGAAAGGUUUUUUUUCUGUAUAUUGGUACAUUUGAGGCAUUAUAGUAUAGCGAUGGCUCAACAAGUCAAAUAGAUUUGGGGGAUUUUAUUCGCCAAUUUUGAUUUGUGCAUUAGCUAUCUGUUGGUGUGCUUAUUUUAUUGAAUAAUGUUUAAAAUUAACUAUUUGUGACUUGAAGUUUCACCCACCUCCAACUUUUGGUAAAAAUGGAUUGUGCUAAUAUUGCAGAUUCUCCCUGUCUGUUCUCAUGUUUCUACUGCAGUGAUUUUCAGAUUAUAUUCAAUUUUACAAUAAAACUCUAUGCUGUUGAUUUUAAUGAAUAGUGACAGUGCAUAGCUUUUACCUGCUUUUACUGUUGUCUGUUCUCCUAAUGAUGGAUCAGAAAUAAAUUAAAAUGAGUGAAAUUGA